Coffea eugenioides is the source of this 1296-nucleotide messenger RNA. Its product is annotated as cytochrome P450 94A1-like. Gene Ontology annotation, molecular function: heme binding; oxidoreductase activity, acting on paired donors, with incorporation or reduction of molecular oxygen; monooxygenase activity. NCBI's taxonomy places the organism in Eukaryota, Viridiplantae, Streptophyta, Magnoliopsida, Gentianales, Rubiaceae. The record is from RefSeq and is a predicted model, not a curated record. The transcript has a single exon. The coding region runs from base 186 to 1175 and encodes 329 amino acids.
CUCAAAACUAAGAAAAGAGGAAAAGAACGAUCCAGAAAGGUAAGCCGCGAGCAGCAAGCGGACGACGGGGAGUUGCCAACCACUCCACCUAUAAAUUGUACCACCACUGGGUGGCAGCUCCUCAUUCCCAACUCCAAUUGCAUAAUCCAACGAUUUCAAGAUUGAUUUUCUACUGCAUCUUCAGAAUGGCGAACUUUGAGCUCUCAGCAUCUCUUCUCUUAUGCCUCAUUCCUCUGUUCUGCUUUUUCUUCGUGUACUUCAAAACUUUCGUGAGAAACCUCUUUGCUGUUGCUUUUGAUGAUGCCAUGCGAAUCAGUAGUCAAAGAUUCUAUUCCCCUGUUCCCUUGAUUUGGAAGGUUAAACGGGCUCUGAAUGUUGGAUCAGAGAGGAAACUUAAGGAAGCUGUUCAUCAAGUUCGGGAAUUUGCUAAGCAGAUCAUCAAAGAAAAGAAGGCAGAACUGGAAGAAAAAUCAUCAAUUGAUUCAGUUGAUCUCUUGUCACGAUUCUUAAGCUCAGGCAAUUACGAUGAAGAUUUCGUCACCGACAUUGUUAUCAGCUUUAUCUUGGCAGGCCGAGACACAACCUCUGCCGCAUUAACAUGGUUCUUCUGGUUAGUCUUUGGCAACCCAAAUGUUGAGAAGAAAAUCGUAGAAGAAAUCAAAGAAAAGUCUGAAUCUCCGGUAUACGAUGAAGUGAAGGACAUGGUUUACACGCAUGCUUCGCUUUGCGAAUCCAUGAGACUUUACCCACCGGUUCCUACAGAUACCAAAGAAGCAACGGAGGAUGAUGUAUUGCCCGAUGGGACAGUUGUUAGGAAGGGCACCAGGGUGGCUUAUCAUCCCUAUGCAAUGGGUAGGAUAGAGGACGUGUGGGGUUCGGAUUGGGCAGAAUUCAAGCCAGAGAGAUGGUUGGAGAAGGAUGGGCUGAGCGGAAUGUGGAACUUUAUUGGUAAAGACUCGUACACCUACCCUGUAUUUCAGGCUGGCCCAAGGAUUUGUCUUGGAAAGGAGAUGGCUUUCCUGCAGAUGAAGAGGGUGGUUGCUGGUGUCCUGCGGCGAUUUAAGGUGGUGCCGGCAAUAGAGGAAGGAGUGGAGCCGGUGUUCAUGGCGUACUUGACCUCCAAGAUGAAGGGUGGUUUCCCAGUGAGAAUUUUUGAGAGGGUAGGAUACUGUUGAACGUGUUGUUACGGUCAUAGUCAUUUGACUUUUCAAUUGACUGAACCUAUCAGAUUACUUAUUUCUGUAUUGUGUAGUGUAACUUACUAGUACUUUAAUUAAUGCGUAAAUUAAUGGCUUU